AUGCCCCCCAAGAAAAAGCCCGAGGGCCGUGGAAUCCCCAAGCCGGGGACCAAGCAGGCCAAAGCCGCCGCGGAGGAGAAUGCGAAGAAAGCGCAGUCCGCCACCACCACCAGCACCGAGGAGCCCAAAAAGCCCUCCGUGAAGCAGGUUAUUGGAGGCGCAUCAUGGACGGGGAAGCUCCCUGUCAACAUGCUGGCCGAGCACUGUCAAAAACAGAAAUGGGAGAAGCCGGAAUACACAAUGGCCAAAACACCGGACGGAUAUAUGUCGUCGGUGAUAUUGAAGCGCGUCGACCUGAAGACUAAAGAGACCGUCGUCCUGCCUCCGAUGAAACUGCCGCCCUCCCACAAACAGCUGGCGGCUCAGCCGACGGCGCUGGAAGCUCGCCACUUCGCGGCGACGUAUGCGUUAUAUCGGGUUUGCAAUAUGAGGAAUUUGCAUAUGAUGCUGCCGCCGACGUAUCGGAAAUUCUGGAAGGAGGAUUUCACGGAGAUCAAGACUGCAGAUACCAAGGAGGGCAAAGGCUGGAUGUACGAAGCGGAUCCGUUCCUGGCCAAGCAGGAGCGAGAAGCCCUGGCAGCGGAGAUUGAAAAGAAGAGAAAGGAUCGCGAAAGGACACAGGCCAAAGCGAAGGACACUGGGGUGAACCUGGGGCUGGGUCCAAGCAGCGAUAACAAGGGCAAGAGGAUUUGGUCGCAAGCCCCGAAAGUCGACUUGGGCGGCAAAGUACGGCGUGAUAUUGAGAACCUAUUGCGGCAGCACACAAUCUGGAACGCCUACAACGUGCAGAUCCCAGAGCGCGAUCGCAAGGCCAUUAUCGAGGAAUUCUCCCGGUUGGGUUUCCGGCGCAGCCAUAUAGAGGAAGCGGCCGCCGCUUGUAAGGACCGUGAGGAGGUUUUGGAGUGGCUUUUGGUCUACAUCCCGGAAGACGACCUUCCAAGUUGGUGUCUUCCAGAGGGAUACUCUGCGGGCGUGAGUCUAGCAACCGACGAUCUUGCGAAGGAGGGGAAGAUCAAGCGACUUACGUCGAUUGGCUAUCCUUCUGAUCUGUGUUCGCAAACACUGGAUAGCAAAAAGGGCGAUGAGCUCGCUACCGCAGAGUUCUUACAGAGUACGUUGGUGUAUGGGAGACCGCCCCAGAGCCAACCCUCUGAAGACGAAGACCUGUGGGCAGAGGAACAAGAGACGCUAGAGGCAAUCUUUGGGGAACGCUUUUCUCGGUUAUCACCAAAGGUCUGCGAGGUCCAAGGGGAUCCCGAGAGUUUCCGCCAACCGCUGUCUUUCAAAUUCCAAAGGCCUUCUGGCCAUUACCCUUCCAUGCCCCCGGUCAUCUCGAUCCAAGCCAAGGGCAUCCCUUCUUAUAUCCGCCUAAGUGCGAUUCGCCAGGUGGUGCAGCACGCCGACAGUAGCUUCCUUGGGGAGCCGAUGAUUUAUAACAUCUUGGAUUGGCUGGAGAUGAACCUACCCAAGGUGAUGGAGAAUCCAGGCAAACUGCGCGACAUUUCGACGGUCACUGCGCCGCCACCGGCCUCUGGUUCUGUCUUAAGCCUACCCGUCCGCCAGUCUCGCAAGAAGGCGCGCGAUAUCAACUGGCAGCCCGGGUCUCCUCAGAGUAUCUCAGUUCACGAGGCCUGGAAGGCUAAGCAGUUAUCCAAGGCACAGCAACAGAUGAAUCGACAGCGUCAAUCGCUCCCUGCUUGGAAUACUCAGGAUGCCAUCGUACGGGCUGUGAAUGAUCAUCAAGUCACUAUCAUCUCUGGUGAAACAGGCAGUGGUAAAAGUACCCAGUCUGUCCAGUUCGUGCUUGAUGAUAUGAUUGAAAAGGGCCUGGGCGGUGUCGCGAAUAUCGUCUGCACGCAACCACGCCGUAUCUCGGCCUUGGGACUUGCUGACAGAGUGAGCGAUGAACGAACUGGUUCAGUGGGCGACGAGGUCGGAUAUAUCAUCCGUGGUGAUUCCAAGGUCAAGUCGGGUUCCACGAAGAUUACCUUCGUGACAACCGGUGUCUUACUCCGUCGUAUCCAGUCGGGUAGUGGAUCCGAUGGUAACGUUGCUGGGUCCCUGUCGGAUGUCACGCAUGUUGUUGUGGACGAAGUCCACGAGCGAAGUCUUGAUACCGAUUUUCUCUUGGCCCUCUUGAGGGAUGUCCUGCGCUACCGUAAGGAUCUCAAGGUCAUCCUGAUGAGUGCCACCCUCGAUGCGGGAAUCUUCAUUAACUACUUCGGUGGUCACCAGAAUGUUGGGACGGUGAACAUCCCUGGGCGAACAUUCCCUGUUCACGACUUCUACCUGGACGAUGUCCUCCGGGACACCGGGUUUGCGCCGGAACUGACAGACCGCGACUAUGAAGACGAUGCAGCCCCGAGCCAAGGCGAGGAGUCGAUGGGCCGCGCUCUUCGUAGCGUCGGCAUGGGAAUCAACUACGACUUGAUCGCCGCCACUGUCCAAUACAUCGACGCUGUAUUGGGAGACCAGCCGGGUGGUAUCCUGAUCUUCUUACCCGGUACUAUGGAAAUCGAUCGGUGUUUGAAUGCUGUCAGAAGGAUACCCGAUAUGCACCCGCUACCAUUGCAUGCAUCUCUCCUGCCGUCUGACCAACGGCGCGUUUUCCAAAGACCACCAGCGGGGAAGAGAAAGGUUAUAGCAGCCACAAACGUCGCCGAGACGUCCAUCACGAUCGAGGAUGUUGUCGCAGUCAUCGACACGGGCCGCGUGAAAGAGACGAGCUACGACCCGAAGGACAACAUGGUGCGGCUUCAGGAGGUAUGGGCGUCUCAAGCAGCGUGCAAGCAGCGUCGUGGUCGUGCUGGCCGUGUGAGGGCCGGAACAUGCUACAAGCUCUACACGCGCAAGGCAGAGUCGAACAUGGCACCUCGACCCGACCCAGAAAUCCGCCGAGUGCCACUGGAACAGCUAUGCCUAUCAGUCAAGUCCAUGCAAGGUAUCAACGACGUCGCCAACUUCCUCGCGAACACCAUCACGCCGCCCGAAAGCAUCGCCGUCGAAGGCGCCCUCGGCUUCCUCCACCGCGUCGGCGCCCUCGACCACGACAAGCUCACCGGCCUCGGCCGCUACCUAUCCAUGAUCCCCGCCGAUCUGCGAUGCGCCAAGCUCAUGGUCUACGGGUCACUAUUCGGCUGCAUCGACCCCUGCGUGACCAUCUCCGCCAUCCUCACCACGAAAAGCCCCUUCGUAUCCCCCCGCGAACGCCGCGACGAAGCCGACUCCGCAAAAGCCUCCUUCUCCAAAGGCGACGGCGACCUCCUCACCGACCUCGCCGCCUUCCAGCAAUGGACAGACCGCGUCCAAGCCAACGGCUACUGGCAAACGCAGUCCUGGUGCGGCGCCAACUUCCUCUCCCACCAAACCCUCCGCGACAUCUCCUCCAACCGCUCCCAGCUCCUCACGUCCCUCAAAGACGCCGGCCUCCUCCCCGUCGACUACGCCGACAACACCACCAACUCCACCCGCGGAUCCUGGAACCGCAACGCAGGCAACAGAGGCCUCCUGCGCGCCCUCAUCGCCGGCGCCUUCCAGCCGCAGAUCGCGCAGAUUUCCUUCCCGGACAAGAAAUUCGCCAGCUCCGUCUCCGGCACCGUCGAAGUCGACCCGGACGCCCGCACCAUCAAGUACUUCAACCAGGAGAACGGCCGCGUCUUCAUCCACCCCAGCUCGCUGCUCUUCUCCGCGCAGGGUUACCCCAGCGGAUCUGCCUACCUCAGUUACUUCACUAAGAUGGCUACCAGCAAGGUGUUCAUUCGUGAUUUGACGCCAUUCAACGUCUACUCCCUCCUCCUCUUCUGCGGCUCCAUCGACCUCGACACAAUGGGCCGAGGCCUCAUCGUCGACGGCUGGCUCCGCCUGCGCGGCUGGGCCCGCAUCGGGGUGCUCGUAUCGCGGCUGCGUCUGAUGGUCGAUGAGAUUAUCGCGUCGCGGAUCGAUAAUCCUGUUUCUUCUUCUGAUAGGGCGUCGGCGGAUAAUAUUGCCGAUAGGGUUAUCGAUGUGGUGAAGAAGUUGGUGGAGUUUAAUGGGUUGGAUCAGUGA
Molecule: messenger RNA, 4044 nt
Organism: Aspergillus campestris IBT 28561
Lineage: Eukaryota; Fungi; Ascomycota; Eurotiomycetes; Eurotiales; Aspergillaceae
Product: RNA helicase
Exons: 3
Coding region: 1-4044 (1347 amino acids)
Cellular component (GO): intracellular anatomical structure
Molecular function (GO): ATP binding; RNA binding; protein binding
Source: RefSeq, a predicted model, not a curated record